This is a messenger RNA of Capsella rubella, 512 nucleotides long. RefSeq names its product putative lipid-transfer protein DIR1. The record is from RefSeq and is a predicted model, not a curated record. Bases 52 to 390 code for a protein of 112 amino acids. Gene Ontology annotation, molecular function: fatty acid binding. The transcript has a single exon. NCBI's taxonomy places the organism in Eukaryota, Viridiplantae, Streptophyta, Magnoliopsida, Brassicales, Brassicaceae. Gene Ontology annotation, biological process: systemic acquired resistance.
AUUUAAGGGUUCCAUGGUAUUAGUCAAGAGAGAGGUAGACAUAAAGAGAGAAUGGAUACAAAUGAUACCAGAUCCUUUGUGAAAUUUGCAGCUCUUGCAAUAGUUUUGGCUGCGUUGGUGUUGAUGGAAAAACCUUCGAGCAUUCCCGCAUGUAACAUCAACGCGAAUUAUUUGGAGAAAUGUCGUCCAGCCAUCAUUGGAGACACCCCGCUGUCGCCAGGUAGAGAAUGCUGUGAAGUCCUCCAAAACGCCAAUCUUGAAUGCAUCUGCAGAUCUAAGUCUUACCUCCCCGUUUUCGCGGUAUACCCGUCUAAAGUACAUGCUCUUCUUAGCAAAUGUGGCGUUACAACAAUCCCAGCUUCUUGCCAAGGUAAUAUCAAAGUAUCAUAGAAAUAUUGGAAACUGGUACAUUAGUAGGAUCCGGAUGUCAAGUAAAGAAAGACUUACAACGUUUGUUUUGCUCUUUUUUCUUAAACACAGCUUCAGAUAGCUAACUUGGAGGCAGACCGUAG